AUGGGACUAUUUUUUUCUCACGACAGAUCUUACAGAGUUACCAAAUUUUUAACCAACUCUGAAAAAAUUAAAGAAAAGAUCGAAACUCACGACAACGCUCUUAUUCCGAAUUUUAAUUGGCUUGAUGGAGAAACGUUUCCAACAAAAAUUGAAGAAAAUCAUCGAAUACAUGCACGGCAUUUUGCGCUUAAACAUGUGUGUAAAGGCAAUUUUACUUCGCCAAUUAAAGAAAAUAUCAAAGCGGGAUUUAAAAUAUUGGAUGUAGGAUGUGGCUCAGGGCAGUGGUGCAUAGAAAUGGCCCAAAUGUUUCCUGAUGUUGAAGUUUAUGGGUUUGAUUUGUCACCUUGUUUUCCAGUGGUCAAACCCGAUUGGUCCAAUUUUAUAAAAGAAAUUAAAAGAGUCUUAAAACCUGGGGGCAUAAUUGAACAACAUGAGUGUGAUGGACUUGCGCAUUCUGCUGGUCCUUUACUAAACAAAGUGCAAAAUACAUACAUACACGUGAUUUCAACGACAAACGAUAUCGACCUGAGAUUUGCACGUCGGCUUACUGAAGUAUAUGAAACAGCAGGAUUUGAGAACAUACAUGAGUCUUAUCUGUCGUUAGCUCUUGGAAAAUGGGGAGGAAGAAUUGGAGAGAUUUGUGCGGAUAAUUUAAAGCAAAUAUACCUUACAAUGCAACCUUGGUUAACACCAUUUACAGGAUUAACAGAAGAUGAAUACAAUAAAAUUAUCAAACAAAUUGUUGUUAAAGAAUUGGACGAAUAUCAUUCUUUUACAAAUCACCAUAUAAUUUGGGCAAAGAAAAAAGCAUCAAGUUAUUGGUGGUUUUAUUAA
This is a messenger RNA of Diversispora eburnea, 834 nucleotides long. The record is from the annotation of a GenBank genome assembly. Lineage: Eukaryota; Fungi; Glomeromycota; Glomeromycetes; Diversisporales; Diversisporaceae.